Molecule: messenger RNA, 462 nt
Organism: Fusarium fujikuroi IMI 58289
Lineage: Eukaryota; Fungi; Ascomycota; Sordariomycetes; Hypocreales; Nectriaceae
Exons: 4
Coding region: 1-462 (153 amino acids)
Source: RefSeq, a predicted model, not a curated record
AUGUCUGACGCUGCUGUCAAGCCCAACGCCUGGACCGAUGAAGCCAAGGGAAGUCCUGAUCAUAACGAGCUUCUUCUGCGUAUCAUCGCCCAGUUGAAGCCUGAGGGCAAGUCCAUCAACUGGUCGGAGAUUAACAUGGAGGGACGCACCGUGAAGAGUCUCCAGAACCAAUGGACCUUUUUCAACAAGAAGAUUGAGGCCUUCAAAAGUCAAUCCAAUGACGGCAGUGCCCCGUCAACCCCUGUCAAGAAGGCGACUCCUGGUCGGAAGCGAGUCACCAAAGCCAAGAAGGGCGGAUCGGACGAGGAGGACGCGUACGAGACACCCAAGGUGACUCCCCGUAAGCGUCGCGCUCCCAAGACCCCCGACAGCGAGUCCAAGGCUGUCAAGAAGGAGCUCAGCGACGCCACCGUCAAGAAUGAAGAUAUGGAUGAGGACGACAAUGUCACUGGAGAGAUCUAG